Botrytis fragariae is the source of this 1044-nucleotide messenger RNA. RefSeq lists its product as uncharacterized. Lineage: Eukaryota; Fungi; Ascomycota; Leotiomycetes; Helotiales; Sclerotiniaceae. Bases 1 to 1044 code for a protein of 347 amino acids. The record is from RefSeq and is a predicted model, not a curated record. The transcript has 3 exons.
AUGAAAAAAGCGAACCCAAACGGUAAUACGAGAGAAGCGAAGCGUGGAAGAAAGUGCACAAGAAGAGAACAGCUGCAGAGGAACUUGAGGUUCGGUGAGGGACCAAAGAAUUUCAAGAAACGAAUGAAAAGGAGGCCUGCAGUGGCUCGAAGUAAUUUAAGGACCGUCACCCUCUGGAAUGGUGUGACAGAGGAGGCCAUAGAAUCUGGUCCCGGUAUAGGUCAGACACUCGAUGGAAAGACGGAAGAAAAGGGGAAAGCGAUUGCACGAGUCGAGGUUUCGGAUCCGCCCAGCAAAGAGCCGGAACCUCCUCAUGUGGCCAAUGAGUAUCCUUGGGAAUGCGUCGAAGUUGUCAUAGAUGAUGACUCAGAAGCGCCUCCUCCAAUAUCCAUGUCUGAAGAAUUAAAUGUAAGAAAAAGGAUCCUGACUGAAACGACAAAGUUAGAAGAAUACGAUAUCGAAAAAAUUACAAUGUUCCACCAAAUAUUUUGCAAUGCUUAUAACGAUGUCAUCGAUUACACCAAUUAUCUUUGGAAAUUUCUCGAAGAGCAAUCAGACUCCCUGGACUGGUUUGAGAUGUAUUGGGAAGACCUUGUCUCAACCAAGGAUCUUUUUGAAGACGUUGAUAAAGAUCCGGAGACUCUGCUUUCGCCGGUGGUGAUCAUGAGGAGAUUUCAUCAAUCUUUCACAUUCCUUGGAGGUAUCUGGAAAGCGAUAUUAGACCAGAAUUGGGGAAACCUAGAGAUUCCAUUGCAAAGGAUCGUGACGAUGAGCAGUGUCCAAUCUAUCAUGAAGUCAGUUGAGCCUCAAUGUGAUAAUCAUGAUUUCGACAAAGCUGGCUGCCGUUAUCCUGACGGGAAGCUCCAGUCUGCGAAGGAUUUGUUUGCUGAAGAUUUUCAUUCAAUCAAGAGGGUUCAACUAUUUAAGAUGGAACCGCCAGAUAAAAAAAGCAGCUUGGUGGAAGAACGUGCAUACAUGUGGAUCAAGAAGCUCACGGGAUGCCCGUGUGGGACGUGGUGUGCAGGACCUUCACGAAGUUUAUGA